AACGAGUGGAAUUCACUACCUCAGCACGUGGUUGAGGCUCCAUCCGUCGACUCUUUCAAAAGAAAGUUGGAUCAACUGAGAGACCACCAUUGCCAGGACUAACAUAGGCCAUCGAGCCUCCUGUCCUUCCCAAACUGAAACUGAAACUGAAACUGACGCAUCAAUCGCUUUGCGACGGUUUGACCUUCGUGUGCUCAGUAACCUCCACGGUGGUCGAUAGAGCUGAAUUGUAGCCACUUUAGAACAUUGGCCUAUUAUUUCAAUUGCAUUGCCUAAUUGUCUUUUAUUUGUAUAAAUACUUUUAGGCUCGAUUGGUUGCCCUUUUAUUCGACGUAAAUGCAUUUUUUGUGCCUAGUGGAAUAUCUGCCCACACAUUCUCAUAUAACGAAAAGGUUUAAACAGUGGUUGUUCGGAAAACUGCGCAACGUGAAUCUUGGGUUUUCCCCCAAACUUUGGGGAUUUUUCCCGAAAUCGGGAGAUUGGGAUCCUUACUCCCCAAAGAUCUCUUUUAGAUAUAAACUUUCCCACAUCAUUUUUUUAGGCUUUGUGAUGCCAACUUGUUAACGAUUGUAUGUCUUAGGAAAAGUGUAUUGAUUUUGUUUAGCACGGAAAGUUAUCAGGUCCUUGUUUUCAUGCAAUAGACAAUACCGUUUCCAGGUUAAUGUGCUACGUACAUAGUCCACCAUCAGGAUAUUGAGUGACUUUUUAAAUCAGGAUAAUCGUAAACGCAAGAUUUUCUAAGGAUGCCUGGACUUUAUUUUGACCUGACUUAUAUCCCACUCUCGAUUUUUGGGUUUUUAUGCCAUUUCCCCAGAAUUUUCUAUUACAGCUUCCCCGAAUUCCCUGAAAUCGGAAGGUUGGGAUCAUGUCCCAUGAUUUGACAAAUCGGACUACUGUUCACCAGCAGUAAAAUGUAGUUCGAAAAAGCCUAAAACUUCUCACAUCACUAAAUUUGACGGGAGGUAGGCGGAGUAACACAUUAAAAGCGCUUGCUCAGAAAUACUCGUUGGAAUAUACUCAUGUAUUACCUCUUUGCAAACUAAUUACUACUUGCACAACUGAGCUUAAAAUAUAGUUCUUAAGGUCCAACUGCUUUUCUUAAUCAAUAGGAGCUUUGUUUCCGGAGGUUCAUGAAAAUAAAAAAAUAUACACGUUAUAUGGAAAUCAACUCUGAUGUCAAAUCCAUCUUUGAUUUAACAAUAUAUUUUAAGAUCUCCAUGUUUGUGUAAAAAUAUAGCAACCACAAAUUCCAUAAUUUACGGGCUUUAUUACCUACAAUAAUUUGCUUUCUCUUUCAUAUUGCUAACCAUUUCGGAUAACGGGUUUAUUCUCGGACCAUACUUAAUUCCGUUCUUAAAUUCUGUUAAGUGAAUUAAAAUGAACUGAAAAACACUGCUCAAAGUAAUGCGAUGCAUACGUCCUUUCGAAGUAUUACUAGCUUAUGUAAAAACCACUAAAUCAUCAAUAUUGAAGUUAAGCAUAUGAUGCUAGGUAACGAUGACACGUCGGCUGAUGAGGUAGCAAAUCCUCAUCGACUGAGGUGGUUAGAUCAUAUAUUCUGAAUGCUUAAACAUCGAUUGACGGAUUUUUAUGGUGUUGGAUUAGGCCGAAAGGAAGCUACGGGCGGCCAAACUAAUACGUUGCAUUAAUCCAUGAAGUUCCACCAUUGAAUUGAACUGUGUUGACAAGUGCAGAUUAACUAGUUGGGGUCCGCACAAUUAUCGUAACCAAUGAUUGUAUGUUUUGUGAGCUGGUUCAGAACCGGUCUCGAUGGUGCAGAUGCACUCAGUCUUAGUUUCUCCUUAGAUUCUAAGUGCCGAAACUUUAACCUUUUCCUCUGUGUACUUAAUCUUCCUUGCUAUUAAUAAUAUUUUACUACUUCUACUCAGAUUUAUUUUGAUUAUUUUAUCUCUCCAUGCUGAUAUGGUGUAGACCUUUUCCCCAGAUUCUACUUUAGAUAUGACUGCUGACUAACUGGAUAAACCACAUGCAUUUUAUAUUUUAUUCAUUUCAUGUUUAUUUCGUCUGAUGACAUUAAAUGUCUUUCGACACAAUAUUGUGCGUACGUUAUUCCUGACAAUUAAUAAUAUUUUAUUAUUUACAGUACUCUACCAAGUGUAUACAAAAACAAGGUAAGCUAAUAAUUCCUUUAAGGACCUAAUAAACUUUUGCAUAUCAUUCAUUUAAAAUAAUGGGUUUUAGGAUAAAAACCCGUUCUUUUUUCUGAGUUACAAACGCUUUAAGGAGCAUGGAUUGCAAAUAUGUAAAAUUUGUGGUCGUAGUAGUCUAAACUAAUCGGUUAUAUAAAGGUUUGUUGAGAAAAAUCACCGUUCUGUUCGUUUCGUUCUUGUUUAUCUCUUAUAUCUAGUUUAUCCAUUACGUUUCUUAUUUCGUUCAAAACUUUUUCGGUAAUAAAACCUUAAAAAUACGUGCACUGAAGUGUGUCUAUCCAAGUUUUCACAUUCUCAUGUCAACGUAGCGAAAAUGGAAGUCGACAUGAUGAUAUGCUCAGGGGGAAGUAAAUAGUAUUAACUGUCAUAAAUGGCUAAACAUAAAAUGUAAAUAAUGUUGAGCUGGGAUUUAGAGGAAAAGCAACAGCGAAUGCAACUUGGACUAGUUUCUGCCCAUUUGUGUCAAUCCUUCCAACCAAAAUUAAGGCUUUUGAGGUAACUCCAGCUAAGAAGCUCGCAUUUACCGAUAUAACUCAGACUAGCAGUUGAUGACUUCAUGUAAUAAUCCCAUGUAUUUAUCUUCCAAUCCCAUUCGUAUUUUAGAAAGUAUGGGUUGGCAGAACAAGCAGUAAUUAAGCAUAGGUAACACUUCUCGUCUACAGUUGAUAAAGGUGUGCAGCUUCCACUAUGCGCGAAAAAACUUCAAAGACAUCCAUAAUCAAACACAGAUAACCUGUGCGGGUCUUGUACUUUUACAAUCCAUAUUUCUUAGCUGUAGAGGACUACAGAACAUUUCUGUUCAGCGUAUUCGUCCUUUAACCUAUUCCAUAAGUAACAAUUCGGCAAAAGUUAAUGGGGCUUGUAUCCAUCCUAUGGUUUCGUCAGCCGCUGAUCUAGCAGGGCUAGUGAGACUUAAAUGGCAUGAUCAAUACUUUUCUCCAUUUCACCCCUUUUUAGUCAAACCAGGCACUAAUAGAAGAGUCAUGCAGUGAAGUUUUGUGGUUAGAGGGAGGGCCACUCAUCCAAUUCGAGCUUCGAUUGUUACCCAAGAUAGCUAGAAUAAUGUUUCAUAUCAACAUAUUCAUUAAACAAAAUUAUGCCACCCAUAAAUUAGGAAGUCAAACGAAAGAAUUGUUAUCUUUAAAUCGAUACAUACAAGAAGACUCAAUAAAAUCUGAAGGAUUGUACACUAUGUUUGACACACUAAUUAUUUUAAAACUAGCAGUGUUAUAUACUCUGACCUGAAUCUGAGAUUGAGGACAACGGUGGUUAAUAGUUCUAACCAGGGAUGGAGCUUACCUAAUGCUUGCAAACGGUUCAUCUGUUCUCAGUAUUUCUCUAACUGAAGAUUGACACAUGAAACUUCGAGUGAAUUCUCUUUAGUUUAAGGUCUGGUCAUCUAAUAGUGGAUUUACAGGUACUUUGUGCACUUUAUCUUCAGUUUCGGUCCUUAGGUAUAGUUUCUAUCCUUGGCCAACGUGCUUCCAAUCCACUAAAAUUACUAUUACUUGGUCAGUAAGUUUUACUGACCCUUAACUUCUAACAUGCCUAAUGUCACUGAGUAUUCGGAACAGGAACUACUGUCAUAGUUUUAUGUUGGUGUAGACUUAUGUACACUUUACACGUUUAUGUUGCCUACUACAUGUAUUCCGCAUACUUUACUAUAGCGCACAAAGAAGGAAUAUGGUGCUGCACAUGGGGUGAAAAUCGGAACAGAAAUAAACAGUACAUUAUUACAGGUUCUUUAGAUAAUGGCCUCAUCGCUUGGGAGUGGUAAGUGCAUUAUUUGCUGAGGUCUAAGAUGCAUAAACUGUUUAUAAAGCUCGUAUUUUUUUUGUAAGAUGUUGACUGAAGAUAGCUUCUGAUAAUUACGACGGUCUAAUAAUAUUUUUAGCUUUCCUGUAUGGUUAGAUAUAGCAUAAUUCUUAAAAGCUUUGUUAAAUUUUUCUCAGUGAAAACUUAAUGAUUUAAAAACUAUAAUCUUAUUCGUAUAUUCCACCCCUCAGUUAUUGACUUAUUUAGAUAUACAUCCAAAACUUACAAUUCGAGUAGCAGUUUGGUGGCUAAGUUGACAGUCUGAACUCCACUCUACCUACUUCGGGUUGGUCAACCAGGUAGUGAUAUCAUCAAGCUUCAUACAAAUGUUAUGGCUCAAAGCCGAGUACGUAAACCUGUACUUGGUAGGUUAGUUACUUCGUCACAAAUGAUGGUUCUGUUUUAGUGAUCCUUGACAUUCCAUCUAACCUAUGUACAUAGGUAGUUUUGUAAUCCCAGUAACGCAGUUUCUAUAAAAAUCCUAACUACACUCUCGGAUGUACUUUAUGUUUAAUGUUGCGAAUUAUAUUCUAUAUUUACAUGACUCAGUACUUCAUAGUUGAUGAAAGCACACUCUAAUUUUAAGAUAUUUGUACAAACUUCUUAUUUAUUUAUUUAUUAUUUGGACACAUGAAUAUUGGUACAAGAGAGCGCCAAUAUAUAUGCGCCACACAAAACAAUGAAAAUUCGAGAGGAAUACAAAGAAAGAAAGAAAAAAGCUAAGGAGCGCAACAAAAAAGAGAGAACAAUAACGAAGAGAUUGGUUUAAGGUAAUGUGCUAGUAAACAGGGAACGCAAAGGUACAAUCGGAAGGAAUCUUUCAGGUAAGGGAGACAGAACCACUUUUUAUGAAGAAAGUAAAAGAAGGUUACAGCAGGAUCGCCACUGGCUUCUAUUCUGAGCCAUAUCUGAUAACGUCUCUAGCCACUGUGUAGCACCAUCUCUCAGACCCCAACCAGGGAGUCGUGAAGGACCAACACAAGCCAGUUCUUUGCAGCUUUCUUUCAUGCCACGACACCACGUCAUGCACUGACCACCUCUCUGCUUCUUCCAACCAGUCCCAGAGUCGGCAAAUAAUGCACGACGUGGAAUUCUCUGGGACGACAUUCGGAGAACAUGUCCAAGCCACCGAAGUCGGUGUUUCAAGAUGGUAACACCAAUUGAAUUAUCAUCUCUGUGACCGAACACACGAUGCCGAACCUCUGCAUUACUGACAUGGUGUUGCCACUGAAUGUCAGCAAUCCUUCGGAGACAGCGAUGAUCGAACACAGAGAGUCGUCUAACGUCCUCAACUCGGAGAGGCCAGGUUUCACAAGCAUAGAGCAAAACUGCUCUCACCGACGCGUUGUAGAUCCGAACUUUUACAGCCAAACUGACAUCACGAAGGCGCCAAAGGUGGCCCAGAUUGGCAUAAGCCGCUCUGGCUUUCACUAUACGUGCAUUGAUCUCAUCACUCACAUCCCCACCAGCACUUAUGCAGCUACCCAGAUACACGAACUUCUUGACUACUUCUAUCUGCUCACCAUCCACAGUGAGUACAGGAUUGGAAUCCUGCCAGUCUUGUAGGAGUACUUUGCACUUCGAAGGUGCAAAGCACAUACCAUAUCUACGGACACUGAUUGCUAACUGAUUUAGUGUGGAUUGCAUGCCUUGGGCAUUAUCGCACAGUAAGACAAUAUCGUCCGCAUACUCAAGGUCGAGAAGUCUUUCUCCAAGCAACAGAUCCACACCACCAUUACUUACAUUCAUCAGAGCUGUUUCCAGAAUGUCAUCGAUGGCAAAGUUGAAGAGGAAUGGUGAGAUUGAGCAACCCUGCCUAACCCCACUGCUCGAAUGGAACAAUGGAGAGAGGUGGUUGUAUGCCCUCACUCUGCCUGAGGUGUUUGUAUAUAGGGCUUUUAGGAUGUUGAUAAACUUCUCAGGCACACCCUUCUUCAAUAGACAAUCCCAGAGAACAGUCCUAUCCAACGAAUCGAAGGCAGCCCUGAUGUCAAGAAACACUACGAUUGUUGGCCUUUGAUAAGUAUGACGGUGUUCUAACAUUUGGCGGAGGGUGGAGAUAUGAUCAAUACAUCCUCGACCAGAACGAAACCCAGCCUGCUCCUCGCGAGUCAAUCUUUCUCGGGUUUUGAACAACCUACGAAGUAUGAUGGAAGCCAAUAGCUUGGACGCAAUCGGAAGUAGACUUAUCCCCCGAUAGUUGUUGCAGGAACAGCGUGAACCCUUUUUAAAGAUAGGGACAACUAUCGACUCAUUCCAUGACGUUGGUACACUCUCUAGUUCCCAAACCUUUGUAAACAACGUCGUCAAUUCCUUAGUCAAAAAGUCACCACCAUCUUUAGAAAGAGCCGGAGGUAAGUCAUCUGGGCCAGGUGAUUUGUAACGCUUCAAGAGUUGGAGUUCCUUGCGGACUUCCUCCUCAUUUGGUGGAUCAGUCGUCACCGGCCAUGGAGGGCAGGACAGUCUGACCAAUGUUGCCGGAGCAGCAGGCCAGUUGAACUGCCCUUCGAAAAAUUCUGCCCACCGUCCAAGACGUCGAUGGAUGUUAGUGAUUGGCAUCCCAUCAUCCUCGCAGAUUGUUUCACUCACACUAGACUUCUUGCUGACAGUGGCUCGGAUGAGCUGGAAGAGCUUCCGGUAGUUACCAGAUGCAGCUGCUGCUUCCAGCUCAUUAGCACGCUCCGACCACCAGGCUUCUCGGUCCUUACGCAAGCUUUGCCCAAUUUCCUUACGUAACAACCUUCGUUUAUGGUCAAACUCACGGUCACCCGGAGUAGACCGACGGGCUUCAAUGAGUUGUAAGGAACCAGAAGAAACCCAGUGCUUAAAAGCGGGACGUUUCGCGAACCCACAACUGACUGUACCCGCCAUUUUCAUGGCGUCAUGCAAUUGCAACCAAUGCUCAUCUAUACUUUUCGGUGGAGUGGUAGCUGGCCUAGAGGCUAGCUCGGUUCGAUACUUAUUUGUUGUUUAUUUAUCAUAAGUAUUCUUAUAAACUUCCCUAAAAGUUCUCCAUCAUUUGAUCGAAGCUGAUUCGCUAAAAUAAUCCAAAUUAUAGGCAUCUUGGCCCCACUCAGAUUGAGUUUGAUAAUCAGAUUUAAUAUUUAUAUUCCAACCGUAUCGUAUUACAAGUCACCCUCAUAAAAGAUGUUCUCGUAAACAUUGUAAAAUCACAUGAAAUCAAAGUGAUAUGAAAGUAAUUUCAAAGUUUAACAAGUGCUAAAGUAAAUAUUUUCGUGAAAGGGAUCACAUACUCUCCAAAAUGAUAUAACUCAGCAUUCCCAUACAUUCUAUCAAGGACAGUACGUCUGUUUAUUUAUAAAAAGCUAAGUAGGAGAAAGAGGUUAAAUACGUAUGUUCAGUAUUAAAAAAUGAGGACGACAUAUUUCACGCUUCAAAAAGAUUCAUUAGAAAGCAAUAAUUGGUUUUUACUAUAUAUUCUAUGUGCCAACUGCGUAAUAAAUUAAGACAAUUUAUCUAAGGUUAAACUACUUUACGGAGUUUUGAUUUGUGUUGCUUGUUAAUUUUGAAUAUAUGAGUAAACUCUCGACCGUAAUCUUUCCUGAAUUUCUAUUGGUAGUUGCAAGGUAUCUCAACGCAAAGUACAUAAAAGUAUAUUCAGUUGAUUAAUUAAGAUAAAAGCUAAUUUACUAUGAUUAUUUGUUAAACUCCUACACCGAAGUAGUCAAAUCAUAAUGAACAACUCAGCAACAAUACUCUGUAAUUUUUCAUAUUUCUAUUUAUCCAAUUAUUGCUCACCUGUUUAUCACCAUUUCUUUGUUUUAGGAUUAAUAGUCAGUUAAAAUGUCUUUAUCAAUUUGAAGGACAUAGAUUGGGUGUUAUUUCGGUUGACAUAAAUUCAACCGGUACACUAGCAGCAUCCAGCAGUCUUGAUAGCCAGAUUUUAUUAUGGGAUCUGGAAACAGGAAAGUUAACAAAAACAUAUGACGGUGAUCCAGCUGAUACCUGGACUGUUGCUUUCUCUCCUGAUUCGCGUUUCCUAGCUACUGGGAGUCAUACAGGCUGUGUAAAUAUGAUUAAUGUACAAACUGCUCAGAAAGAGGGUUCUAUUCAAUUAGAAGGGAAAUUUGUCUACAGCCUUGCUUAUAUCUCUGACGGAUCUAAGCUAGCUGCUGGAACAAUCAAUGGGCUUGUCAGCAUUUGUGAUUUAGAAACAGGGAGUGUUCAAUUUUUGGAUGGACACGCCACACCGGUACGUUCAGUUUCAUUUUCACCAGAUGGACGUCUAUUGGCUUCUGCAUCAGAUGAUAAACAAAUUAAAGUUUUCGAUGUACGCGAUGGUCGACUAGUUAUCCCUAGUUUAAAUGGUCAUAAAGGAUGGGUUGUAUCAGUAGAUUUCGCUUCAGAUAAUCGACAUCUUGUCACAGCAUCCACUGAUUGUUCUGUUCGAAUCUGGGAUUUGGCAUCAAAAGAAGAAAAACAUUGUUUUAAUACACAUGAAGAUCAGGUAUGGUGCGCUCGUUAUAGUCCUCAAGGAAAUAAUAUUAUAUCUGUAGGAGAUGAUAGAUCUAUCAUGAUUUAUCAAUGUGCUUAAUAAUAAAAAUAUUUUUAUACUUAUUAUUAUUAUUAUUAUCAGUCAUUAUAACAUCGUUUAACAGUAUUUAUUAAUAGUACUGAUAUGCAGUCAUCAAUCAUUUUUUAUUCCCUUUUUUAACAAAUCAAUAAGAUUCAAGUUACUUAUUUCAUAUGAUAUUUCGUCAGACACCAACCCAUUAGGGCUGAUCAGACUUCCAAGAUAAGUGAAGUUGUCAACGCGUUCGACUUCUUCACUCUCUAUCCUUAGUUCAGGUGUUGACACAGAUCAGUUCUGAAGCAACAACUUGCAUUUAGAGGGAGAGAAGUGCAUCCCAAACAUUCUGGCAUUGUUACUUAUUGCUACCAGAAGACUCUGCAUUUUAUCAGCGUCUUCACCAAACAGGACUAUGUCAUCUGCGUAUUCUAAGUCGAUAAGUGGACCUCCUGGAAGGAGGUCAAUACCCGAGAAUUCAGUAGACGAGAAUGUUAUUUCCCUCAAUAAGUCUAUGAUGAAGUUAAACAAAAAUGGAGAAAGUGGACAGCCUUGACGGACACCACUUGAGGUUGCAAAAGCAGAUGACAGUUCGCCAUAAGCUCUGACUCGACUAGUAGUGUUCGAGUAAAGAGCCUUUACAAGGUUUAUGUACUUCUGAGGUAUGCCUUUCAAUGACGGACACUGCCACAGAAUCUCGCGGUCUACCGAGUCAAAUGCUGCUUUCAAGUCAAGAAAGACCACCAUUGUCGGACGCCGGUAAGUAUGCCUGUGUUCUAGAACCUGACGAAUGGUGAAUAUGUUGUCGAUGCAGCCACGACCAGGUCUGAAGCCAGCUUGAUUCUCUCGUGUUUGCAGUUCACGAGUCUUAGGCGUCUGAUAAUUAUCGAGGCUAGUAUUUUAGAUAUUAUAUUAGUUAAACUAAUCCCUCCGUGGUUGUCACAGGAUGAUUUUGACCCUUUCUUAUAUAUUGGGACGAUAAGUGAUUGUGACCAGUUAGAUGGGAUAACGUCUAACUCCCAGAUCCUAGCUAAAAUAUUAGUCAACCUAAUCGCUAAAAUUGGACCACAAUCCCUAAAGACCUCUGGAGCCAAUCCAUCUGGACCAGCAUUACUCAACAAUAUUCAGGUAUGUAGUUUGAACAAAGCAUAUCAUAAUAUCGUACAACUGGAAUCGAUGGCCAUACUGCAGUCAGUCAGCUACAACGUAGGACCAGGCACAUAUGUGCAUCGGUCCAGGUUGCCAUACCGCAUCAGCACAACAAGAUGAACACCGGAUUCAUAGCAGUGGUUAGGUCAAAGGUGGUAAUAUAUAAGAGAAAGAUUGCAUAUAGUGAUAUAGUACAAGAAGAAAAAAUUGGUUCGUAGAAAGAAAGAUAUGAAGUGAUUUUAGUCUCAUAGUUUAAGGGAAGACAGGGAGUGUAUACACCGACGCCAUUGUGGUCGAUUCUGAGCCAUGUCACCCAGAGUCUCCAACCAUUGGUUAUGAAAGUCACGCGGACCCCAACCAAGUAGUCUGCAUCUACCAACAUGGCUUAGACUAGAGGUUAGUGUCUUCAAGCACUGAUGCUACGUUUGGGUUUGGCCGCCCCUAACCUUCUUCAAACCAUCCCCAACACCGCUUAGCGUUGCACGACGUGGUAAUCGGUGUUCGGGCAUACGUAACACGUGGCUCAACCAUCUCAGUCGAUGAAGACUCGCAACCUCAUCAACUGAUUUACUAUCAUUCCCUAAUACCCUGUGUCUAACCUCACUAUUACUUACCCGGUGAUCCCAGCAAAUGCCAGCAAUAUUUCUAAGGCAUCUGUGGUCAAAUACUAGUAGCUUACGAGUGUCUUCUACUCUUAAUGGCCAUGUUUCGCUGCCGUAAAGUAGAACAGAACGGACUGUCUUAGUAAAUGUCGAAUAUCCUGGCUUAUCCAGGAAUGGCCGUGCUUCUUUUUUGAGACAGUCCAGGGUAUGCACUGUUGAGUUGCCCGAUUGCACAACUGCCUGAAACAAGUCCAUGCCUCUUGUACUGAAGCCCUUGAGACAAUUUCCUAGUUUUCAGCCGAUGCUGCGAUUCGAUUGCCUACAUAUCUGCUUUCCGUAUGUUAGGACGGGCCGGCGCGACUGUUCGACAGGCAAUCUCAGCCAUGAAUUUGAAUAAUAUAACUGCAUGGUCUUUUCUCCCUAAUGGUGGGAGAAAAGUCAAUAGACCGACGUCAUCACCAUGUGAGAAGAUUGUAGUGUCGGUUAUUAUGUUAGGCUUAUAUGUCUUAUUCUCGUUUCAGGACAGGCCAAUCUAUUCACUCGAGUUGAGUUACAUUUUAACCUUGUUAACUAUUCACUUAUCAAUCUUCGCUGUUUUUAUAUGAGGGUAUGUGUGUGUGCACUUCUGAUCCCAUUACUCAUCACAUGUCUGUAACUUAUUUUUGUGUGCCUAUAAAUUUUGAUUGACGCUUGGUUAAAUGGAGUUGUCUCACAUGACUCCACCACGCGUCGUUUUGCUUCUCUCUAUUCCAUUCGCUUCAUAUACAAAAAAUAUGUAUUCAGAAGUCCAUUCUAGUUAUUUGACUUAUAUAAUUCCGUUAUUGUCUAACCCGAUUUAAGUCGAUGAUUACAUAUGAGGAUAGGCGAUAUAUAUAUUUCAACAACAAUCAUCAUUAUGAUCUACUUCGAGUCAGAUCUCGGGCCACUAAAGUGGAGAGCCCGUUAACAAACAUCGUCUGAUCUAAAUGAUGAAGAAAUAAAGGGCCCCACAAGACUAAAUUCAAAAGAGAAGAGGAGUUUUUUAAGUAAUAUCUUGUGGAAUUUCUAGUGUGUUGAAAUAAAGCUAAUGCAGUCGAGGUUUCCAACAGUUUGCAGUCGAAUGACGUUAUCGAUGACCCUACUUCUAAACUGACCCAGUUUGUAUACGGUGCGUCGAAUUCGCCUUCUAUAAAGCUCUUACCCCUAUUACAACGAGACUUAAGUUUGCUUAGGAGGAAAUCGUCUACUACAUAUUCUGGACUGCAAUAUACUACAACUAAUUCAAUAUCUCACUGUCUACAUUUCAUUAUUCAUUGCACCGGUUCAUAUGUCCCUGAAUGCUUGUAUGGUUAGGGUACUUUUCGUGUACAGGAAGACCUCGCUUCUCCUACCGUUUAUUCUAUCAGCCCUACUAGAUAAAAACCAGUCAACUGAAUUCUUGAAAUGAAUUGAUAUUUUGACGAUAGGAUACGAGUCCAUAGAUUCUUUGACCAUUCAUUGAUUCUCAGUAUGUGAAAAAUAUUGGACGUAUCUCCAUUCAGUUACUGAGUAAAUUUUGCGUCAUUUUCAUCUAGGAUUUCAUUUAAACUUCCAAUGUCCUUUCUUUCACCAUCCAGCAUGUUAGGAUGUACUACAAUAUCGUGUUCAUAAAAGACAUGUAGAUAGUGUCAGAUGCAUUUGUUAUCAGUAAUUUCAUUAAAUUAUACAUCAUUUUAAACAUCGAUAAGUCACACCUCUAAAUAAAUCCUUCGUCUGGAUCAUCUAAUUCUGGUAGCCAGUCAGUAUUGCUUUUUUAGUAAUUGUACGGAAUAGAUAAUAUCUAACCAAAGUAGUAUUGUUGGUGAGAUGGAAUAGAAUUGAGAAGUACAUAAUAUAGAAACUCCGGUAUGUAUCGACUUACGGAGAACGACUGAUCAGUCAGCAUUGAUUGUCCUUGAUCACGAAGACGUUCGGUAAACUGCUAUCAAAUUUUAUUAGCAGUUGACACUACAAAUGACGUUCGGUGGCAUUUGAUUCUGUUCGCACAGAAGCCAGUAGCUAUUAAUUCACAAGGAUGGAUGUAGGUUACCAGACAAAAAUAGUUUGCAAGCAAAUUAAACUUUUCUACAUCGUAAUUGUAGAAUUCAAAUUGCCCAACAUCGUUAAUCAUAACAUUUUGUGGUGCAUUCUGUCCACAUUGUUUUGCCAAAUGAAUACACGAGGUCUUUCAUCUUAAAUUCAUAAGACUAUCAAUCAUAUUUCCUAUUGCACAACAACGUAACGAGGAAAAUCUAAUAUCCAAUUGACUUAGUUAUAUAUAAAUACGACUGAGUAGUAAAACCAAAAUUGGUUAACCUUAACGCAGGAAGGUAAAAGAUAUAAAAGGAGUUUAUCAAUCAAUUCGAAGUUACAACACGAGGGAUAUAAAGAUUAUGAAAAUGGCACAGGUAUUCAGUGUUUGACAACGCUUUUACCAGUAACACCUAAUAUAACUCGUACGCACCAAGAGAAAUCAAAAGACAGAAUCGAGGAGACCAGAAGUUGUAUUUGACGAUUGCCAAUAUAUCGGAUAUUGUUUGAUCUAGUCUGGAUAGCGAUUGCAGUAGACGUUGAGCACAGCGUUCCCACACGUAAUCUGGUGCGGAUGCAUGAGCGAGCGCCUUCAGUUAUCUUACCAGUUCUAUGACUUGAUGUUGACAAAGAGUUGUCCAAUCACAGUCUGGGAGAGUUCUCACGUGUUUGCGGCAGACUUGUCCUCGGUGUUAGGUCGCGGGUUUUCGCGCACAUGUAACAUAUUGUCGUGGAUUUUACAUGUCGUUACUUAUCAGCUAUUAACGGCCUUUUUUCCAUCAUAUGUGACUUCUCGUAAUCUUUGUGAUUGGAAGAUAGUUUUUAUUUCAAUUUAUAAGCAGUUUGACGUAUUUCGUGCUCACCACCUGUGUAAUUAUGUAGUUGGCGUAAUAUGGUUAUUUUUAACAAUACAAAGUCAAACAAGUCAAGUCACCAUUUUUCUAGUCAAAAAUAGAUUACAGAUUGAGUUUUCAUGAAAAUAAGCCGUGAAAAGCAUUAUAUACGGUUCACCUCCUUGAUUAUGGUGACGGCAAACAUAGAUGUUCGUAGUCGUUUAUAAAAUGUAAUCAGAAAGAAGUAAGCGUUAAACUAACUAUGAAUAUUAUAUAAAUUGUUUGUAUUUAGCCAUAAAAGGUUAUUUGGACUAUAGGUAGCAUUGUUUUGUACUGAAGUGACAUAUUAUUGUGUAACGUAUCAGAGAAAAAUUAUGUGAGUAACAAUUGACGUUGAUAGUCUUUUUUACCGGCUUUCUGAACGUAUACAGGAACAGUGUAUAACACCACAUUAAAUAGGCACAAAAUCUUCAUAAGCAAAACUAUGGGUGUCUCUUCUGAGCAUGGUGACAAAACCAUGUCGUACUUAAUACUGAUUUAUGAUGUGUCUGUUAUAGGGUUGACGAAUAAUUUUCUGUAAACGAAAUGCACAAUCGCAGACGAAAAUGUGAACAAAGUUAUGAUGCAUAUUGUCGAGUAAUAUCUAAAUGGUGCUUACCAAUUUCUCUUGCUAAUACCAGAUGUAUAGACGAAAUACUACAAGGGUUAGACACUGAAUAAAUUCCCAGUGCUUGUUACGACACAGACUUGAAAAAAAAACUAUUAAUGAGUUAAUUCAUGAAUUCCUACUGCAUUACAGACUGACUCGUCCGAAGUAAUUCAUGCAGACAACGUGACGAAAAGUGAAUGAGCAAUGGAAGCAGAAUCACAAGUUCCUUGUAUUCAUAUCUCCUUUAUGCCACAUUAAUUAAUUACAUUUUCUUCAUAAGUCAGACCACGCUUGUAUGUUGUGACGAAACUAACUUCAGCAAUUUGUAAACAACACUGAUACGUGUGUUGUAAAGAUUACCUAUUAAUUUUUAUUAAAGGAAAUAGAAAUCUCUAAUGAUUAGCGCUGUCUGCAAAUAAGAGACUUAUAGGUACAUUCUGUAACCUGCUAAUUGAUGGACUUAUUGAAUGUGAUACUGAUAACUAAGUCUAAUUCUUUAUCUCACGACUGAUUUAUUGUUUUUCAGAAUUGUAUGAAUCCGUUAAAGUCGUCAAAGCUUUGUGAUGAUGUUUACGCCGGUCUACAACUUAUGGAAUUUGUGAUUAUGGAAGAUCAUGUUAAAAACCGGUUUACAAGUCCACGUUAUCUGUGUUCCGUAUUGCCUAGUAACAUUUUUAUUCAACUAAUGAAUUAGUGAAAUAUAAAUAUAGCAACUACACUCAGUGUCUUUAUAAACCAUGUCCGUAUUUAUUAAUAGUCGAUAUGACGCUAGAACAAAUAUAGAUAGAGAAUAAUAUGAACUCCUUCUAAUCCAUGGAAUGAACAAGUAGUAAGAUGGAUUAUGUAAUAAUUCAUUUCAUUUUUAAAAUUUAGUUACCGAUUUAUUCCAGCACCCUGUAACUUACAUCUGCCCACUUAAUCCUCUGUAAUUAUGUGACCUCUUCAAAUUGUAAUCAAUUAUUACGCAACCCAAGUUUUCAGUUCUUAAAUCCACGGAUCAUGUAUAAGCUAUAAGAUUUUCACACCACUUAUCUGUCUGUGAACUCCAGUCCACUAUUACACCACCCAUUCUUAAUGUGUUAUUGACUGUAA
Molecule: messenger RNA, 14867 nt
Organism: Schistosoma haematobium
Lineage: Eukaryota; Metazoa; Platyhelminthes; Trematoda; Strigeidida; Schistosomatidae
Exons: 5
Coding region: 8020-8541 (173 amino acids)
Cellular component (GO): Cdc73/Paf1 complex
Molecular function (GO): protein binding
Source: RefSeq, a predicted model, not a curated record